AGCGUCCGUUUUUUUUGCAGACUCUUUAUUCCCAACCCCCCGCCCAUGAAAUGAGCGCCGUCGGCAUGUGGGUGGCGGUUUGCUUUUGUUGUUUGCCAUGUGCCAUCUUGUGCGGCGUGAGAUAGAGAUAGGUGACAAUGUUGCAUCCCUCGUCCUUUUUCUUAUGGAUUUCUUCUCCAGGGAGAGGUCGGAAGGGUCCGAAUGAUGGGGAUAAAAGGUUCAACAACAGGUCGAAACUGUACCGCGACAAGCUGUGGGCUCUCGACUGGGUCGGAGGGACCAACGAGCCCGGGUGCGGUGCUGCUGUGUUUUUGACGGAGGACGAAGGGGCGACCUGGUACUGUUGUCGUGGCAUAAUCAGGUCUGAAAUUGACAAGGCCACGGCGGAGAAGGGGAAGGUCGACGAGCGAGACUUGAGGAAGUUCUUCCUCACUUCGGUGUACGUUGAACAGGGUACCGACUGGGUCAAGACUGACCACAAGGUCAGCCUCGACCUUGCUCUGUUCAAGGAGUAUGGUCAGAAGGCAUUCGUUAUGAAAGCCUUCGGCGGCAAAGGAGAUGGGAAUGAGUUUAGAAUGCUUCUACCCGUUGAAUUCCUCAACAAGACCAACGGGUAUAGGAAAAGUGGUCAAUUCCCGACGGUCGGCGCUGGUCACCAGCUCACAAUGCCUCUUGUGCCGUUCGACACUCCUGUCGAAAGUCUCGCAGGCUUCUCGACUUUCUCUAGCGAUCGGCGGCAGGUUGUGUCGACACCGCAACAACCUGUUGGCAAGAAACAGAAACUCAUUACUUACUCAAGGCGUUCGGGGGGUGGGUCAUCGACGACGACCCCGAAGACGAUGGAGCUCGCCAGAUGUCUUUCGGAUCUACCCGAAAGUUCUCGUGCUGCUGCCAGCUCGCGCUUGCGGAACACCCCACAACAUCAAAUGGACGAGGAGUCGGAUGAAGAAACGGAGGAAGACGAACGGGUUUGUAAAUUGGAUUCGCGGUUCUUGGCGACGCCUGGGCACAUCCGGGGCGAAGGCUCUUGCGAUGUGAAUGUGGGGCGGGAAGCUGGUGGAGGUGGCAAAGCCCGAGUUGCGGUGACUGGUGGGGUGGAAUAUGGCGGUCAGGGUGGUUCGGAAAUGGAAGACGGGGAAUUGGAAAACAAUGGAGGAGAUGCCGGUGUUUCCGCGGGGCUGACUUCCAAGAGGGGGGGAAAACGCACAGCGGAAGAGUCGCAGAUGCAAGCGGCGCCUAAGAAGCAGGCUCGAAGGAAAGCUGUGGACGAAGCUCAGAACGCCUUGGAUGCAUCUCAAGGGACGCUUGGUGAACCCGAUGUGAAGCACAAAUCAAGUGCUCGGAUUCACAAAACGUCGCAACCCAAGAAUCUCGUGCGGCCAUCAAGGCGCCAAAAAUUAGACGACUCCAGCGACGAUGCUGAAGGGGUGGCCCCUUGCUUGCUCUCCCUCCCUGACGACAUCGAACAUGAGACGAAGAAACCUAGUGCGAUCAACAUGACGCAAUGCUACUUCCUCGAGUACGAUGAGGAGGGCAAAACGAGAAGAGACCCGCUGAGGGUGGUAAUUGACGUCGUGCAGAUUCUUCGAAUUCUGGAGGGAGAUAUCGCCUUCAAUCAGCGAUCGCUGAACAUGGCCAUCCUUGCAGGCCUCGAUGCGGCUAUCGAGUUGUCGACUGGGCCAAGGGCCGAGGAUGAUCCUCCUCCGUGGGAACCGCCGGAGUUGGUGCUGGCUCCGAUUACGCCAUGGAAGGACGAUCCAGACAGGCAAGGGAUACGAGUCCUUCCAAAGGACUUCGGUCCCGAUAGGGCAGACGAGUACUUCUAUUACCCGGUUGCCGGCCAGCAUACUGCCGAAGCCAUGAAAAGAGCAGUGGCGAGGGAAUCCGCAGCAGUGGACAUGUUCGGCUUUCGAAAUUAUGAUCGUGUACGGAUCAUUUAUUUCAACGACGACCACACGAACGGGUAUGUGUAUGUUUCGACAUACGACAACACGAGAGGUAACCGCGCUAUGUUGUCGUUGUUCCACCAAGCCUGCCAAGACAUUAGAAAUUUUUGGGAUUCGAAGAACCAGAUCGGACCUGUAAGGAACGUGUCCAAAACGGAUCCCAUCGGUUUGACGCAGCAGGAAGAGUGGAGGAAGUUCAUGAGAAUUUGCAUGGGCCGGUCAUGUGACAAAUCCUUGUGGACUGAGGCUUUGGCUCCGAAGUGGCAACAGGACUGGACGAACAGGAUGAGGGGAUACAUGAAUGUCGCCACAUGUAGGGACCGGAUAAGGCCAUUGGUGAAGGACUUUUUUGAGAAGUUCGAAGCGGGGGAGUUGCCGCUACACGACAACCAGUGCCCAAAGGACUCGUCGGGGAGGCAGGAGAGGCGCAUGCCGGGCCAAUUCGUUCAAGAGGUGCAGGGGAAGAAGGAGGUGUUCCAUUGCAUUCCGGCUAAGGACGGGGGACCAAACGCAACGGUGUCCCUCAAAGAUCUCGUUCCAUCAAACUUCAAAUGUUUUGGGGAUAUGGCAGCACGAGAGAAGGAAAUCGCUUUGUUUGGCAUAAAGGCAGGCGAAUGGGAUGAGGAAAGGGAUAGGAUCCCUUUGGAAUAUGUCCGGAGGGUUCCGAAAAGACUCGGCGGAGAGCAAGAACAAAAAGACCUAAAAGGAGCUGGUCUAAAGGCCACGGAGGCGUUGUAUAGGGACGCGCCAUUCCAUUUCAAGUACUUUGUGUACCACGCCAUAGGGAAAGUGGACUUGCUGACAGCUGAGUUGCGACGGUUGAAGAACGUUGCGCUUCAUCUGUGCUGGGAGAAGAAAGGGCGACGGUCGACAUUGCUGUCGGUCAACAUGCACCCGAAGGAGUUGCUGCUCGCGGCCGACGAAAUUGUGACUGCAGUCACAAACUUGAAUUGCAAGGCCUCCAUCCUCGAUCUCGCAAACCCGAAGGAGUGCCUUGCAUGGUCGCCGACCGAUUUCGAUGCUCUGCACAUAAUGAUGUCGAAAUUGUUGCAGGAAAGGCCUUCAUCUGGAGGAAACGCGGACCACGACAUGCUGACAGACGCUGACGAAGAUGACUUGGCUGUUCCAGAUCCAUCCCCGAAGCUCAUGCCUAGUGAUGAUAUCCCCGAUCGCAUUGUGCAGGACAGUGCACAACAAUACUUCAUUCAUGACAAGGUGCCAGAAACGACAUCUAAGAAGUGGGGGCAUCGCAUUUUGUGGCAUACGGACGUGUUCGAGCCGUGCGUCUUCAAGGGGGAGUGGAUGAUGGCACUGCAUCUAUCAUCGGGAUGGAAAAUCAAACCCAGACUGGCAGAAGAACCGUGGCUAAAAGUGGCGAGGAGCGAAAUCGUCUUUCGUGUCAAGUGCGAAAACGAGGGGGUGGACGAGGCGGCUAUUGAGGAGAAGGCUCGACUGCUGUUCGAUUCUCUGCGCUCAGACAAUCGACUGGAAUAUAAACACAAAUUCUAUGACUUGCCAUCAAGCCGGUCAUAUAAGACCAUCGAUUGGAAGAUGGAACUUCCUCCUGCGUGCCAAGGCAUCGAGACAAUCCGGUUGGGAUGCUCACAGCUUGGGGAGCAGUCGACGACGCAGUUUGCUGCCAGUGUUGGGGAAGCAAUGAGCCAAACUGCUGUCAAGAUGAUGGGGGUGGACAAGGGAACACGGAAUGUCAACGAAGACAAAUCGAAUGUUGGAUCGUACGAGCCUCCUCUAAUAACUCAGGCGGGAAACCAGAGUGAAUCACAGAUGGAGAGUCCCACUCCUUCCGCGAACAUGGCGGUCGCAGAUGGAAUGCAACAAGGUGGGCAUGCAGAACGUGCGAGUGAGGUGCAAGAAAAUUCCGAUGAGAUGAUGAAAGUGUUGACGCGGAGAAUGAGGGGAAGAGGAAGCUUGGGGGAUCAACCACGUCACAGACUGUGAUUAAUUGUAUUUCAUUAAGCGA
Molecule: messenger RNA, 3927 nt
Organism: Chara braunii
Lineage: Eukaryota; Viridiplantae; Streptophyta; Charophyceae; Charales; Characeae
Source: the annotation of a GenBank genome assembly